UCAUUGAUAUCAGGACGUAGUGAAUGGACUGUUCUUCAUCACCGUCAAGUCAUGGAACAAAGAGGACGCAAAGCGUGGAGGGAGAGACAGUACUGGAUUGUCUUCAUGGUUGUUUUGAAUCUUUUAUGGAGCGGAGCUUAUGCACAGAUCAGAUAUUCGAUAGCUGAGGAGGUUCAAGAUGAAACCGUCGUGGGGAAUAUAGCUAAGGAUUUGGGACUAGACAAGAGUGCACUCAAGGACAGGGGAUAUCGCAUUGUAGCAGGCUCAAGUGAGCCCCUGUUUCAAGUGAAUCAAAAUGAUGGUAUCUUGUAUGUGAAAAGAAGGAUAGACAGAGAGGAGGUGUGCGACCGGACCAGCCCAUGUUUGAUCAAUCUUAAAACCGUGCUAGAAAACCCGCUGGAGAUCCAUUAUGUGGCAGUGGAAAUACUUGAUAUAAAUGAUCACUCGCCUGUUUUUCCUGAGAAAGAGAAAAGGCUUGACAUCUCUGAGUCGGCCUUACCAGGGGCGAGAUUUCAACUACAGGCUGCACGCGACCCCGACGUAGGUCAGUUCUCCAUUCAGCAAUAUAAACUCAGCCAUAACGAUUAUUUUAGAUUAGAUGUGAAGGAUAGAGGCGAGGACCGAAAGGUACCAUUUUUAGUUCUGCAGAAACAGUUGGAUAGAGAAACAGCCGGGAAACAUAAGCUGCGUCUAACAGCCGCUGAUGGAGGAAAACCGGCCAAGUCUGGUAUUACAGAGAUAAUUGUGGAUGUGCUAGAUGUUAAUGAUAACUCCCCAGUGUUUACGAAAGAGUUUUAUUCUGCCACGCUUAAAGAAAACGUCCCAGUUGGUACUGUCGUAAUACAGGUAAAUGCAACGGAUUUUGACCAGGGUGCAAAUGGUGAGGUAAUAUACUCAUUUGGUAAGGAAGUCGAUUCAAAGUUAAUGGAUGUCUUUAAUAUAGACGCAAACACUGGUGAAAUUAAAGUAACCGGUAAGAUAGACUUCGAGGAAAGCAAAAGUUAUGAAAUUGACAUUCAGGCAUCUGAUAAGGCACAGGCUCCUCUAACAACGGACAGAAGUGUUAUGAUAACUGUCAUUGAUGUUAAUGACAACGCACCUGAGAUAGACGUGACAUCUUUUUCUAGCUCUAUCAAGGAGGACUCAAAGGUAGGAACUACAGUAGCCCUGAUUAGUGUUAGUGAUUUAGACUCCGGCAUAAAUGGCAAAGUCAUUUGCGCAAUCAAAAAAGAAGUGCCGUUUACUUUAUCUCCAUCACUACAAGAAAACAUGUACGCCGUGGUAACCAGUUCACAGUUGGACAGGGAAAUAAUUUCCCAAUAUGAUGUCACAAUUGUUGCAAAAGACACAGGUGACCCGGCGUUUUCAACGGAAAAGACCAUCAGCGUCACAGUUUCAGAUGUAAAUGACAACAAUCCAGAGUUUUUAUUAAGCCCCUAUGUUUUUUAUAUCACCGAAAAUAACAACCCCGGAGCUUCUGUAUUUUCGGUAAAAGCCUCUGAUCGUGAUGAAAUGGAUAAUGCUCUAAUUUCAUAUCAUAUUUUCAGGGAAGCAAGCGGAGAUAACAAAUUGACCUCAUUUUUAAAUAUUAACUCUGAAACUGGAGAUAUUUUGGCACUAAAAAGUUUCGACUUUGAAACUCUGAAAACUUUCCAGUUCCAAGUUGUCGCCACAGAUUCUGGAACUCCGUCACUAAGCAACAACGUCACAGUGAACGUGUUCAUUCUGGAUCAGAAC
Molecule: messenger RNA, 1737 nt
Organism: Plectropomus leopardus (leopard coralgrouper)
Lineage: Eukaryota; Metazoa; Chordata; Actinopteri; Perciformes; Serranidae
Source: RefSeq, a predicted model, not a curated record